Cercospora beticola is the source of this 1997-nucleotide messenger RNA. RefSeq lists its product as uncharacterized. NCBI's taxonomy places the organism in Eukaryota, Fungi, Ascomycota, Dothideomycetes, Mycosphaerellales, Mycosphaerellaceae. The record is from RefSeq and is a predicted model, not a curated record.
CACGAGUGUUGAAACGCUUCACUUCCUUCGCCUUGCAUCGUUGCUCCUGCUCGGGCGUAGGCCCGGAGUGGACCACCUCGCUUGCAAUAUGAAAGUUCAGGAUUAUUGGCUCCAUCCACGUUGUUCCAGCGUCCAGCUAGCACGCAGCUACGAGAUUAGAGCGGAAUACGAAUCGCGCCCACGUACCUCCUACUUGCGAAUGCCUCCGGCAAUCUUUUCUGCUCGACUGCUGCACUUCAUCUGAUACGCGCCUUCACUUCGACGAGUCCGCUUGACCAACACGCUUUGCUAGAACAACGGUUCUCAAGCGCAGUAAUCGAGCGCCGAUCCUGACGCGACUGCCACCCAAUUCGUUGCACCAGAAUACCGCGGGAAAUGCUGCGCCCAGUCGUGUGCUUGAUACUGGCACUCACGAGCUAUGUCGCCGCAGCAGAAUCGGGAACAGAGUCCGUGCCGCUCUUCAUCGACAACAUGAACCCCAAUGCCCAAUGGGCCGCUUCGAUCCAAAAUGCUUGCGAUGGCAGUACAACCUAUGUGGUGUCCAUGACUUCAGCUCCAUUUGGUAACGCGGGUCAGGUCGCAACAAUAACAGAAGGCAGCGAGUUCUUCCAGGUGACCAGCGCAGCGAUCUACUCCGAGACCAGCGCCACCAUGCACGAAUCUUGCACGCUGGACCCCGCAAAGUCAAGUGCUUCUUGCGUCGUCACCGUCGUGGAUGAUAAUUAUGGCCCUACUCCUCUGUCGAAGACAAUCAGCUACAACCUUACUGGCACUGGCUACUAUGAAUAUGACGUCCAAAUCACCGGCGGAGCCAAGCGCACCGCUAAUGGAGGUACUUGCCAAACAAGUGCAGCCCAGUUAUCGUUAACCUCUAGCCCAUCAGCAGUCGUGUUGUGCGGUUCGUUUCUGGCCGUGUGUGUCACUGGACUUCUUUGGAUGUGAUGGUUGCUGCCGAGGGCGAUUGCCACGAUACACGUUGAUUGUGCUUUCUGGGAGGGCCACGGGCGUUUGAGACAAGAUACCAGGGCGCAGUGGAAUUAUGAUGGGAUCCGGAACAGGUGCAAGUUGACAAGCUGUAUGACUCAAAUCAGCUUUUAUCGCAUGAAAGUGGUUCCCACGAUUCGCUAGGGAUGCCGACAGAGACUACGCCUUUACGAGUCCACGAACGGAAGCGUAAAUGUGGCCUCGUUGUCGCACUGGGCUGUCAAAAGGAGAGAACAGCGGAAGUAGGUCUUGUGGUCCGGUACCGUGAACAGUGGACCUCGAUCACAAAUCAUCAAUUGAUCUCGACUUUGUGUCCCCUUUCUGCUCCACUGCUAGUUGGGCGGUUGUACCUCUCCAGCCAGAUUCUCCGCACCAAGAACAUGAGAGGUAACGCUGCUCCCAGGCGUGCUGUGCGCAGAUAGACUUAUCCACAUCAGUCUCCUGAUGCCCCAAGUCUCGAGCUCUUCAACACCACCCCUUUGGUCGGCCAUGGAAGCAGACAGAUGCCGAGCGCGGCGGGAGUUGAAGACACGGACCGAGCAUUCCGUUUUUAUGUGGAUCCAAGGCACAUAGCACAGUACCUCCUAGGAGAAGACAGAUUCAUAAGCAGUGACAGGUGCGUCCUGUUCUCGCGAUUUUGCGUUUGAGAGUCGAGAUUCGUCCGAGCCGCGGGCAGCCUCCCCAUGCGCUCUUGGCCAUCAGAUUUCGGCAUCGAGGUUGGUCGUGUGCAGAGUCUGCAAAUGUACAAUGAUGUAAGUUGUUUGCGGCUCUACGGUCGACACGUGGGAUGGCAAAGGAAAGCGCGUGUGUCGACGGCUUGGGGCAACGUCGGCAUUCGGCAAGCAUUGAAUGACGUCGACCUGUCUCGCCUCUUCAUCGCGAAAUCGCAAAGCAGUCCAUCCUCCCAACCAGUAACAGACAGCAAAAUUCGGUGACGAAGAACGGAAAUCCUGCAAAUGCCUGCAUCGAUCGAGCACAAAAACGUGCAGUCAUUACCAAGCCCAAUCACAAGC